GCCCGCACAGGCGGGCGAGGUGCUGAACCGCACCGGAGCCGCGACGGGCACCUGCCUGCACCCAGCCCCGCGGACUUCCAGAGCACCUCAGGAGAUAUUCCAAGUGGAUAGCUGAACAAUGGCUGAACUCACAGUGGAGAAUGGCAGCUGCAUGGACUGGCAAAAGCGAUGCCUUGCGUUGGAGUCCCAGCUCUUCAAAUUCCGCUUGCAGGCAAGCAAGAUCCGAGAACUGUUAGCUGAGAAGAUGCAAGAAUUGGAACAGAGAGUAAUGGAAGCGGAGCAAAGAGCUGAGGAUGCAGAGAAACAGGUCAGAAUUUUGGAAGAGGAGAUAAAACUAGCCAACAUGAAGACUGGUGAAUCAGACAGCACUCUGUACAGGAAAUACCAGGAGCUGAUGGGUACAGUGCAAGGAAAAGAAGACCUGAUUAACAGACUGGAGUCUCAGCUAGCCAAACAGAAACAGCUGAGGACUGAGGAAGCCAAAAUUGUUCAAGAGAAAGCUGCCAAGAUCAAAGAGUGGGUAACAUUUAAGCUGAGAGAGCUUGAGCUAGAAAACUACCACCUGAAAAACUGCAAUCAGAGGCUGACGGAGCAAAUUGAAGCCCUUCAGGAUAUGUUGCAAGGUAUGACCAGCAUUUCUCCCUUUAAAUCUCUUUGGAGCUGUAAUUCUCUGAAGUCCAGAGUACCACAGGCUUCUUUACCUGAGAAGAUAGACCAGAAAUCUAUGCUUCUUGCACCUGGUUUCAGGCAGGUAUGUCAAACAAGACCUACCAAACGUGUCUUCUCUACAACAAGCAUCGUCCUUGCCAGUGACACCUUCACUGAAGAUGGAGAGGAUAAAUCUCUGCUUUCUCAGAAUACACUGAAGCUCAUGUCUGACCCAUCAAGCUGGAAUCUCUCUGCAGAGAAAGACAUAUUUUCAACCAUAAACUCUGAACACAGGUUAGGGUGCUCUGAUCCUGUGUCUCUGGACCCUCCAGCUGAGCCCACAAAAAUCCUUGAGGCUUUGACUUUCCGGUCUUCAUUAGAGGGAAAUCAUCACAUUGUGAGCACCUUGCAACAAGCGUCUUUGGAUGGAGUCGGCUCCUCUGAUGAUCUGAGUGCCAGGUUCCGUUCCCACCAUCUGGAUUACACUUCCUCAGGAGAAAUAAUGAGCAUGCUUGAGGGCACCCUACAUACUGCUGGGCCACCCCUGGCUGUGUCGACUUCAGCUGUUACAGCAGGUUCCACCUGUCCAGGGAGGGAACGUGGCCUUGGAAGCAGUAUGACCUUUCCAAAAACACGGACUCCCAAUGCACCAAGAGACAGUAUCCAACUAGCCAAGCGACAUUACAGCCAACCACAGUCAGGUGCUGCUGGUUCUUCCCAUCGUGUAAUGAGCUUAGAGGCUAGCACCUUCCAGCCCAUAACAGAUUCCCCAGUCUGCCAUGGGCCAGUGGAGGAAACAGACAUUGAUGAUUAUAGGGUGCUGGAGAAAAUGGAGACAGAAGGUGGCCUGGUGAGGGAAGAAGCUGGAACGUAUGAGAUCAAGCACUUAACUGCAAAGAGAGAAGCUGUGAGUUCUGCGGCUGGCAUACUUGAUCCAGGAGGUAAACCUCCCACACCACCGCUGCACAGAUUCCCAUCAUGGGAAAGUCGAAUCUAUGAUAUGGCCAAGUCUGGCAUGAGGCUGUCUGAAGCAGCCGCUGUGAACGACACUUCCAGCUGCUUUUCAAAUUUCUCCUGUUCAGCUUCUGGGCCAUUUACCGGUCUCAUCCACAGAAACAUGGCAGUGCCAGUCUACACUACGCUGAAGGGGAAAGCCACACAGAUCAGCAACGUGCCUUUCUUAGAUGAGUCUUCGGGCUCUGAUGAUGACUGUGGCUCCCAUGCCAGCUUAAGGAAUUCUGCUGCUGGAUCUGAAAACAGGAAAGCUAGCAUGCCAGGCAGCCCUCGUGCAGUGAAAAGAGGUGUUUCAAUGUCCUCACUGAGCUCUGAGAGUGACUAUGCCAUCCCUCCUGAUGCCUACUCCUUGGAUGGGGACUAUUCAGAGCCAGAACAUAAGCUACAGCGGACAUCUUCCUAUUCCACUGACGGUGGAAUCUGCUCUGAAUCCAUGGAGAAAUCAGGUUACUUGUUGAAAAUGGGCAGUCAGGUGAAGAUGUGGAAGAGACGAUGGUUUGUUCUAAGGAAUGGACAGAUCAUGUACUACAAGUCUCCGAGCGAUGUUAUCCGCAAACCACAAGGGCAGAUGGAGCUGAAUUCCUCAUGCCAAAUUGUCAGAGGUGAAGGGUCCCAAACAUUCCAGCUCAUGACAGAGAAGAGAACCUACUUCCUGACAGCAGACUCUCCCAACAUCCUGGAGGAAUGGAUUCAUGUCCUACAGAGUAUCCUUAGAGUGCAAGUGACCAGUCCUGUUGGUGUUCCUCAUAGUGAUGCUAAACCUACUGUGAAAGGCUGGCUUACCAAGGUCAAGCAUGGUCACUCUAAGCUGGUCUGGUGUGCACUGAUUGGAAAAACUUUUUACUACUAUCGAAAUCAUGAGGAUAAGUGUCCCUUAGGACAUCUGCCUUUGCGUGAGUCCAAGGUGGAAGAAGUGGACCGUUCCUGUGACUCUGAUGAAGAUUAUGAAGCCACUGGUGGAGGACUUCUCUCAUCCCACUGCACUUUGGUGAUUCACCCACAAGACCAGAGUCCCACGUACUUACUCAUUCGCACAAAACAUGAGAAGAAUACCUGGCUGUACCAUCUGACAGUAGCAGCUGGUAGCAGUAAUGCCACAGUGGGCACAUCAUAUGAACAACUCAUUGGAAAACUGUUGGACGCAGAGGGAGACCCUAAUUCUCCUCUGUGGAAACAUCCUAUGUUGUGCUACAGUAAGGAUGGGUUGCACACGUCCCUCACCACUCUCCCAUCUGAGGCUCUGCAGACUGAAGCUCUGAAACUUUUCAAGUCCUGUCAGCUGUUCAUCAAUGUCCCCGUGGAAGCAUCCUCUGUUGAUUAUCACGUGUCACUUGCCCAGACAGCACUGCAGGUCUGCUUGACGCAUACUGAGCUGCAGAAUGAAAUCUACUGUCAGCUUGUUAAACAGACAAGUUGCCGACAGCCCCAGAACCACUCAGUCAUUCAGUGCUGGCAACUCCUGGCUUUAUGUGCUCCUCUGUUCCUGCCACAACAUCACUUCCUCUGGUACAUCAAACAGCACUUCCAGCGCCAUGCAGACCCCAGGAGUGAAAUAGGCAAGUAUGCCAUCUACUGCCAGAGAUCAGUGGACCGCACUGUGCAGACUGGCGAGCGGGAAGCCAAGCCCUCACGGAUGGAGAUUGUGUCCAUCCUGCUGAGAAAUCCCUACCACCACUCACUGCCCUUCAGCAUCCCAGUGCACUUUAUGAAUGGAACAUACCAGGUUGUAGGUUUUGAUGGUUCCUCAACAGUUGAUGAAUUCAUCCAGCGGCUGAACCAGGAGACAGGAAUGAGAAAACCAUCCCACAUGGGAUUUUCUCUGUUCACAGAUGAUCCUUCUGGGAGGGAUUUGGAACAUUGUUUGCAGGGCAACAUGAAGAUCUGUGAUGUCAUUUCUAAAUGGGAACAAGCCUUAAAAGAAUUGCACCCUGGGAAAUAUGAAGGUGGCACAAGAAUUGUGAAAUUGACCUAUAAGAACAGGCUGUAUUUUCGGAGCCAAGCCAAGGGUGAGACAGACCGGGAGCGGUUGCUGCUGGCCUUCCAAGUCAGCAAUGAAAUAGCCGGUGGAAGGUUUCCUGUUAAUAAGGAAUUAGCUCUGGAAAUGGUUGCUCUGAUGGCUCAGGUGGAAUAUGGGGAUUUGGAUCGACCGGGAUCUUCAAGCCCUGGGGGAACAUCACAAUCCAAAAUGCAGCAUCUUCUCCACCAGGUCUUAGAUAAAUUCUACCCCAAACGCUACAAGCAAAACAUUGCUCCUGAACAGCUCAGGCAACUGGCUGACAGGCUGGCGACAAAGUGGAUGGUGCUGCAGGGAUGCUCUCCACCAGAAUGUGUCCGAAUUUAUUUAACGGUGGCCCGCAAAUGGCCUCUCUUUGGAACCAAAAUGUUUGCUGCUAAGCCUAUUUUGCCUUCCUCAUUGGAAGACUGUCCAGUCUGGAUAGCUGUGAAUGAAGAUGGUAUCAGCAUACUGGAUUAUAACACUAUGCACUUGAAGCUCUCUUAUUCAUACUCUUCCGUGCUGACCUUUGGAGGCUGUCGAGAUGACUUCAUGAUUGUAGUCAGUCAAAUAAAAGAAAAGAGUUCUGGAAAAAACAGCACAGAAAAACUCCUUUUUGCAAUGCCAAUUCCAAAGAUUGUUGAAGCAACACUUCUUAUUGCCAGCUAUAUUAACUACCGUUCAACAGCUUCACUUCUACCCUCUACACAACCCUCCCGAAAUGCAACACCUGCUAACAAGCUCUGGGAGACUGAAAGUCGGUGCUUUUUUCCUUCCAAGCCUCGAAGCACUAAGGGGCCCACCCUGCUCUGACAGCUCAUUCCAAAUUACUUUGGAGAUUUUUUUGUCUGUGGAUUUUUUUUUUAAUUAUUAUUUUUAUUUUUUUUUUACACUACUGUGUACUGACUUGCAGACUGCUAUGAUUUUGCCAGUUGUACACCUUGUUUUAAUGCAAAUUCUGAUUCUUUUUCCUUAAUAACAGACAAAGUUCCAUAGUGUGGGUAGAGGCAGUGUCCUUUCUCCUCAAAUGUGUUGAUCUUGGGGAUUGUGCAGGAAUUUCUUUUCCAUGCCACACUCCAUCCAAGAUCCCACGCCUCAGGUCCUUUCCUUGCACAGUGUUCCAGUCGCGCUGCAUCUCCUGCUCUUCCCUUGCACCCAUUCUUCUUCCAUCUCCUGCUGUUACAGCUUUGCUCACAAGUACGUACAGUUUGCAUUGCUCCCUCCCAUUUUCAGCUUUGCUUUUAGAUUGCUGCACCACACCUUAUGCUUGGAACCUCAGUCCAGCUCUUAAACUCUUAGUGACCUCUUUUCCUCAUCACAGCCCCUUUCACUUAUUCCCAUUCUUUCCAAUAAUCUUCUGCUUGCAUCAGUCACUAACUUGUUCACUCUUUACCUGCAUUAGACUGCAACCUCCACAAGGCAGAUGUGAGUGGUGUAGGCUUGAAUAUGACUGCAGUGGGCCGAGCAUACAGUCCUAUUAAAAUUAAAAAUAGGUGGUUCGGGAUACUGUGGCAUGAACACUGUACAAGGAUGCAUCCUGCUGAUUACUACCUGUAUAAGGAGCUGCCUAUCAAUUCCUCAUAAACUAGACACACACUGAAAAAUCUAUUACCAGAGUAUAAAGAUUAGUAAGACAUAGAUGGCCAAGUACUUUAGACAUAACCAUGUCUAUGCUCUGGUUAUGAAUAGCUAUCGUAUUAUAGUUUUGACUGGUGUUUAAAUUCACUCCUGCCUGCCACUCAGAACAACUAUUAAGAUAACUACUGUCAUAUCGGGAAAACAAAACAAAACAAAAAAAAAACUCUCUGUAUUUAAACAACUGCUUAACAUAACCAAGACAAUUUAUUUUUUCCUAAAGCUACAUUGACUCCUCCCUGAAACUGAUGCCAAAAUUCAAAGACAGAAACUUUCCAAGUCCUUGCCCCAGACAUGAAAGAAAGGAAGAAGCUGUUGAGAGGGAUUAGGAACUAAACUGACAAAAAGACUUCUGAUGCAUGUCAAGGGUGAUUUUAAGACCUGAAAUAGGGAGUACAGAGUAAGAGUUCAGUGGUACAUAAGAAUCUUUUCAACCUUAAUUUUAUGAAGGUGAAAAGCUGACAUCUUUGCAUGUUGAAGUCUCAGAACAAUUGGGACUGGAACAGUGUCAGACGACGCCCUAGCUCCUGCAGAAUGGAUGUGUUUCGACAGCUGACGCUGUUCUAUGCGUCAGAUCUCUGCUACAGGGCUGAAUGUGUCACGUGCUCCUCUAACAUGCACGUCCAGACUCUUUCCCUUAAUCACCGUUACAGAUGCUUUGGGAUGUGUUUGAAACUGCACAUGAUCUCAGACAAAGGAAGACAAGGCAAGCAAACCUUGCCAUUUUAUCUGGCUUUCAGCAACUGGAACAGACCUCCUCAAACCCCCUCUGCCCUUCUUACUUCACAUAAGCUGUUCCUUUAAAACUCCUGCUUCCUUCACGCUACCAGGUCAAGGAGGAGGUAGAUAGCAAAUAGACACUCAAAUACUGUUCUUCAAAUUUUCCAAAGGAGUGUUUUUUGAUCUGUUUCAAAAGGACUUUGUGCUGAUUGGAAGCCUAAUGGAUUUUAAACAAAUGAAAAAAAAACAGCCAUGCCUCUUGAGAACUCGAAAUCUGGCUUGAGUUUGACUAUUUUGAUAAGUCUUCUACAAAGCUAAGGAAGAAGACCUGCCCUUUCAAAAGUACCAUGUGCAACUUCAUAAUAAUUAUGCAUUCAUGGGCAACUUUCCCAAAUUAAAACAGUGUGAAUCCAACCAUUAUAAAGAAUUCAGCAAUAGCAAACCAAAGCUAGUCAGGAAUGAACAAACCAACCAUACCAGUGUUUUUUAACUUCCUAGUACAUGCCACCAACUCUCAAAUAUCCAACUAAUGCACGCAGUGGUGCUGAUACUGCAAGUUUUUGUUUCAAGCUUAUGGUGGGUACAAAGCCACAAAUUAGAAGAACAUGGAGCAGACAAAACCAUUCUAAACAAUCUCUUAUCAGCAUAUUAAAAAAAAAAAAAAAGGUGGUUUUUGAAAACAAAGACUUGAAACAGAAGAUUAUGUAUACAGAGACCUAUUUGCACAUACUGUAAUGGACCCACUUGUCAUGAAUUUAAGGACCAUCCCUUGAAUUUACUGAAAAGGGUAGAAGCUUUCUGAGCCAAAAAUAAUGUUACAAAGGUAUUGUCUUAGUCUUUUUUUUUUCUCCUUAGAUACUUCUAAGUGAUGAUAAAUACUCAUAGAGCAGUCAGUAGUUUAUAUUCUCAUUUUCUCUCUAUCUUAGUAUAGAUACACAAGUUUGAAUAAAAAGAGUGUUCUUUCUCCUUACAUAGUCACAUACAAUAAAUAAUUCCUCCGGUAUAUGGAGGUCUGUUUGGCAGCCUGCUUCUUAUGUCCUGCCAGUAACAGAGCUGCCUCAGAAUGAGCUGAGCUCAACUCAUUGUCAUCUGUUCUGAGGAUGCUCAAGGCAUGAAAGCCUCCAGUUCACUGUUCAGAGGCUGUAUUUACCUUGCACUGCUAACAUUCACAGCCUCACAGACUUGUGUCAGGGCAAACAGGGAGCAGAGAUGCUGAAUAAGCAAGAGCUGUCAUGAAAUGCAUUAUUUUCUGCCAUAAUUGCACUUUAAAUUUACAACCAUGGCAUAUGGAACUUUUUGUCUUCCUUUCUUACAAACAUUCAUUAAUACUUGAGUAUUUUCAGGGACCACCCCACUCCAAUGGAUGCACAUAUACCUCCUAUUUAUAGCUUACCUGACUUUAAAACAAAGAAACAACAACAAAAAACUGUGUAGGUAUCUAUUUUGUAUGAUUCUUUGAAAGAGAAAAUGGUUUUUAUUUUCAUCAAUGCUUUUGGCAACAAUUAUUGCUACAGCAUGGAGUGAGAGGACAGAAGCCUUUGUUUUCCUAACUGCUGUGUGUGCAUAAAAGACUGUCUUGGAGAUACUGUGAGAUUCCUGUUCUUAAUAAAAUGCAAUUAUCAUGAA
Molecule: messenger RNA, 7636 nt
Organism: Oxyura jamaicensis (ruddy duck)
Lineage: Eukaryota; Metazoa; Chordata; Aves; Anseriformes; Anatidae
Gene: PLEKHH1
Product: pleckstrin homology, MyTH4 and FERM domain containing H1
Exons: 29
Coding region: 119-4468 (1449 amino acids)
Cellular component (GO): cytoskeleton
Source: RefSeq, a predicted model, not a curated record